UCGGAGGAGCGGACACAAACCGGCCUGACCGCUCCUCAGAUGAACCUAACCCGCAGCAGGUGAUAAUGUCUGCCCCGUGCAUGUUCUCGCACAAUUUUAUUCCCUGAGACUCUACUUUUUUUUUUUUUUUUUUUUUUUUUAACCGAAGAUAUUUGGUGAUAAUGACGAAAUAAACCCCAUCCUGAUCACUCAAACUGUACAAACUGUCUCAAACCCUACGGGCUGUUGAACUCAAACGCCUUCAAACCCACAGCUUUGCCCAAAGUUAAAAGUGAGACUUUACUGACCCUGCCUUUCCAAAAAAGACGGUUCCACCUUUUGCCCUUAUUUGCUUUAUCAAAUGCCCAAAAACAGCAAAGCCGUCAAGAGAGAGCUUGACGAUGAUGUCACAGAGUCUGUCAAAGACCUGCUGUCCAAUGAGGAUGCCUGUGAUGAUUCCUUCAAGAAGACCUCACUGAUUGUUAACAACCAUGAGGUGGAGGGGAAAGAGUGUGACAUGGAGGAGGAAGGCUCAGGCAGUGAGGAGGAACGUCCAGCCUGGAACAGCAAGCUGCAGUACAUCCUGGCCCAGGUCGGCUUCUCUGUAGGCCUGGGCAACGUCUGGCGGUUCCCAUACCUGUGCCAGAAGAAUGGAGGGGGAGCGUACUUGCUGCCCUAUCUCAUCCUGUUGGUAUUGAUUGGCAUCCCACUGUUCUUCCUGGAGCUUGCUGUUGGACAACGGAUCCGGCGCGGCAGCAUCGGGGUGUGGAACUACAUUAGCCCUCGGCUGGGGGGCAUUGGCAUCACCAGCUGUGUGGUGUGUUUUUUCGUGGCUCUGUACUAUAAUGUCAUCAUCGGCUGGAGUCUCUUCUACUUCUCCCAGUCCUUCCAGCACCCUCUACCUUGGCAUGAGUGCCCACUUGUCAAGAACAAAACCAGUACAUAUGUUGUGCCCGAAUGUGAGAAGAGCUCAGCCACGACCUACUACUGGUACCGUGAGGCUCUGAACAUCUCUAACAGCAUCUCUGAGAGUGGAGGACUGAACUGGAAGAUGGCUGUGUGCCUCCUGGCUGCAUGGGCCUUGGUUUGUCUCGCAAUGAUAAAAGGAAUCCAGUCAUCAGGGAAGGUGAUGUACUUCAGCUCGGUGUUCCCAUACGUCGUCCUAAUAUGCUUCCUGGUUCGAGCUCUUCUCCUUAAGGGCUCACUCGACGGGAUUCAACACAUGUUCACACCAAAGUUGGAGAUCUGGCAAUCCCAAGUGUGGCGAGAGGCAGCCACGCAGGUUUCUUCGGCCCUGGGCCUCGGCUUCGGCGGUGUCAUCGCCUUCUCCAGCUACAACAAGCGGGACAACAACUGCCACUUUGAUGCAGUUUUGGUGUCUUUUAUUAAUUUCUUCACCUCAGUUCUGGCCACCCUGGUGGUGUUUGCAGUGCUCGGCUUCAAAGCCAACAUCAUGAACAGCAAAUGUGUUUUACAGAACACCAACAAGAUUGUAUCAUUGUUGGGAAGAGGAAUUGAAGGAAGCCUGAUCCCCCACCACAUCAACCUCACUGACAUUAGUCUGAUCAGCACUGAGGACUACCAUCAGAUGAUAGGGAUCAUCAAAGACGUGAAGGAGGAUCACUACCCGAGCCUAGGGCUGGACCCCUGCAACAUUGAGGAUGAACUUAAUAAGGCCGUCCAAGGUACAGGUUUGGCCUUCAUUGCCUUCACAGAGGCCAUGACCCACUUCCCGGCCUCGCCUUUCUGGUCCGUCAUGUUCUUCCUCAUGCUGGUUAACCUCGGCCUGGGCAGCAUGUUCGGUACUAUCGAGGGCAUCCUCACACCGAUGAUGGACUCGUUCAAAGUCCGAAAGGAGUUUCUUACAGUGGGAUGCUGCGUGCUGGCCUUCUCCAUCGGACUCAUAUUUGUCCAGCGCUCAGGGAAUUACUUUGUGACCAUGUUUGACGACUACUCAGCCACCAUGCCUCUGCUCAUCGUGGUCUUCCUGGAGAAUGUGGCCAUCGCGUGGGUCUACGGGAUAGAUCGAUUCUUUGAAGACCUGAAGGACAUGUUGGGCUUUGCACCGCAUCGGUUCUACUACUACAUGUGGAAGUACAUCACGCCCAUCCUGCUGGUGGUCCUGCUGUGCGCCAGCUUCGUGCAGCUGAUCAUGACGCCGCCCAGCUACAGUGCCUGGAUACAGGAAACGGCCACUGAGACAACUGUGCCCUUCCCGCUGUGGGGUAUCAUCGUCUGCAUCUCCCUGGUGGUGAUGGCCAUCCUGCCUGUUCCCGUCAUCUUUGGGCUGCGCUUCUUCAACAUCAUCGAUGAAAACCCGAACGACCUCUCUAGCGUGUCCUACAAGAAGGGCCGCAUCAUUAAGGAAACACCCAGGCCUGGAGAGGACGAUGACACCAGCCUGAUCCAAGGCAGGUCACCCAGUGAAGAGCCCUCGUCGAUGUCUGGCAACAGCAUCUACCGCAAGCACAGCAGUGGUGGCAGUGGCCCCGAUGCAAACACUGCACCAAAUGGCCGUUACGGUAUUGGUUAUUUAAUGGCCGACAUGCCGGACAUGCCUGAGUCAGACUUAUAGAAUGACUAUAAUUGUAACCCCC
Molecule: messenger RNA, 2576 nt
Organism: Thalassophryne amazonica
Lineage: Eukaryota; Metazoa; Chordata; Actinopteri; Batrachoidiformes; Batrachoididae
Gene: slc6a15
Product: solute carrier family 6 member 15
Biological process (GO): sodium ion transmembrane transport; L-leucine transport
Cellular component (GO): plasma membrane
Molecular function (GO): proline:sodium symporter activity
Source: RefSeq, a predicted model, not a curated record